UUUGCCUCUCCGUUCCACACGCACACAAACACACACUCGUCUCCUAGCGGAGGCUUCUCACUUUAUCACUCUCUCAGAACUCACUUUCUCUCUCUAAAACGCUCUCGUCUUUGUCUCUCUAAAAGGAGACGCAGCUCCAUGAAACACUUCUAGAUCUGCCCUAGGAGAGAGAGAGUGACCAUGGCGAUUGCCGCACAUCAGAGUCUGUGGGACGGCGUUCUCGAACACACCAAGUCGGCUCAGGACAGAGGCAGCGACCCAGUGCUCUGGGCGAUUCACCUCUCGUCGAGCCUCAGCUCCGCCGGAGUUUCGCUGCCGUCGACGGAGGUCGCGAACUUGCUCGUGUCUCAUAUUUGCUGGGACAAUAAUGUUCCUAUCACGUGGAAGUUUCUCGAGAAAGCGUUAACGGCGAAGAUCGUGCCUCCGAUGCUCGUUCUCGCUCUUCUUUCCAGCAGGGUAAUUCCAAGUCGACGGUUCCAUCCUGCAGCGUACAGACUAUACAUGGAACUCCUUAAGAGGCAUGCCUUUUCGUUUGCAUCUCAGAUUAGUUGUCCAAAUUAUCAGAAGGUCAUGAAAUCCAUAGACGAUGUUCUUCAUCUUUCCCAGAUAUAUGGUGUUCCGGCACAGGAACCUGGGGUUCUUGUAGUUGAAUUUGUCUUUUCAAUUGUAUGGCAGUUGCUUGAUGCAUCAUUAGAUGAUGAAGAGUUGCUAGAACUUACACCAGAGAAGAAGUCAAGGUGGCCAACCAAGACACAAGAUAUGGAAAUAGAUGGUCAUGAUAGCUUUGAUGAGAAGAGAAUUGAGCGUCAUGAUGGAAUGCACAAAUUAAAUGCUGUAAUGGCCAUUGAGAUAAUUGGAGAAUUUUUUAAAAAUAAAGUAACAUCCAGGAUUCUUUACUUGGCACGCCGAAACAUGCCCUUGCAUUGGGGAUGUUUCAUUCAGCAUUUGCGACUGCUUGCAGCGAGUUCAUCUGCAUUGAGGACUUCAAAACAUAUUACUCCUGAAACUCUUCUACAGUUGACAUCAGACACACGUCGGGUCCUGUCCCGGGAAUGCAAAACAAGUUCACAGCAAGCAUUUCAUGCAGUAAUGGCUUCUGGUUCGCUUAUAUCUUCUGCUAGUCAAUGUUAUGGCACUAGUCGUUCUGCAUUUUGGCUUCCCAUUGAUAUGUUUCUGGAAGAUACUAUGGAUGGAUCACAAGUGGUGGCAACAAGUUCUGUUGAAACACUUACUGGUCUAGUAAAAGCUCUUCAGGCAGUUAAUCGUACGACCUGGCAGGAUACAUUUCUUGGUCUAUGGAUUGCGGCUUUACGGCUUGUUCAAAGGGAAAGAGAAACUAGCGAGGGUCCAGUACCUCGCCUUGAUACCUGCUUAUGCAUGUUAUUGUCUGUUACAACUGUUGCGAUUGCGAAUGUUAUUGAGGAAGAGGAAAGUGGACUCAUUGAUGAAGCUGAACGCAGCCCAACCAGUCCAAUGAUAGAGAAACAGGCUCCAGGAAAGCGUCGCAGGGAUCUGGUUUCCAGCUUACAGCAGCUUGAUGACUAUGAAGGCUUGUUGACUCCACCUCUACCUUUAUGUUUGGUAGCCAAUCAGGCUGCCGCCAAAGCAAUGAUGUGUCUUUCAGGCCUAACAGUUGGAAGUGGAUACGUUGAUUGUGUGAGCUUGAAUGACAUGCCGUUGAACUGUUCUGGAAACAUGCGGCAUCUGAUUGUCGAGGCUUGUAUUGCUAGAAAUCUUCUGGACACUUCAGCAUAUUUAUGGCCUGGUUACGUAAAAGGACGUAGCAACCAGGUACCUCGUAACGUCUCUGGCCAAAUGCCUGGUUGGUCAGCAUUGAUGAAGGGGUCACCCCUAACUCCUUCAAUGGUAAAUGCCUUGGUUUCAACUCCUGCUUCGAGCUUAGCAGAAAUAGAGAAAAUCUAUGAGAUCGCAGUCAAAGGUUCAGACGAUGAGAGGAUAUCUGCUGCUACAAUUUUUUGCGGUGCAUCCCUAACUCGUGGUUGGAAUAUACAGGAACACCUUGUUCUUUUUAUUACAAGAUUGCUGUCUCCUCCAGUCCCUGCAGAUUAUUCUGGGAGUGAAAGCCAUUUGAUAGGUUAUGGCCCAUUUCUGAAUGUUUUUCUGAUCGGAAUAUCGACAAUCGAUUGCAUUCAUAUUUUUUCCUUGCAUGGCUUGGUUCCACAACUUGCUGGUGCAUUGAUGCCCAUUUGCGAGGUAUUUGGAGCAUGUACGCCCAAGGUCUCAUGGACUCUUACAACAGGGGAAGAAAUUUCUUCCCAUGCGUUGUUCUCAAAUGCAUUCACUCUUCUGCUGAAGUUGUGGAGGUUUAAUCAGCCACCACUUGAGCAUGUUAUGGGAGAUGUUCCUCCAGUAGGAUCUCACCUAACUCCCGAGUACCUCUUAUUGGUGCGCAACUCCCAACUAGCAUCAUCUGGAAAUGCACCUAAGGGUCAACAUAAAAGCAGACUGUCAAGAAUGUCAAGUCCAUCUUCGACAGAACCCAUAUUCAUGGAUUCUUUUCCAAAAUUAAAGAAUUGGUACAAGCAGCAUCAAGCAUGUAUUGCUUCUACCCUCUCUGGUCUUGUGCAUGGAACCCCUGUUCAUCAGAUUGUUGAUGGGCUACUGAACAUGAUGUUCCGGAAAAUAAAUAGAAGUGGUCAGCCCUUGACUCCAAAUUCUGGAAGUAGUAAUUCAUCUGGGUCUGGAACGGAAGAUACCUCUCUUCGACUUAAAUUACCUGCUUGGGAUAUUCUGGAAGCUAUUCCCUUUGUUCUUGACGCUGCUUUGACAGCUUGUGCCCAUGGAAGACUUUCUCCCCGUGAAAUGGCCACAGGGCUCAAAGAACUUGCUGAUUUUCUUCCUGCAUCCUUGGCAACCAUUGUUAGUUACUUUUCAGCUGAAGUAACACGGGGUGUUUGGAAGCCAGCUUUUAUGAAUGGAACUGAUUGGCCGAGCCCUGCUGCAAAUUUAUCUAUUGUUGAGCAACAGAUAAAGAAAAUUAUAGCUGCUACCGGUCUUGAUGUGCCAAGUCUUGCUGUCGGAGGGAGCUACCAGGCUACACUUCCUUUACCCUUGGCUGCCCUUGUAAGCCUCACAAUAACGUAUAAACUCGACAAAGCCACUGAACGUUAUCUGACCCUUUUUGCCCCUGCUUUAAACACCCUUGCAGCCGGUUGCCCCUGGCCAUGCAUGCUCAUCAUAACCUCUCUAUGGGCACAGAAGGUGAAGCGUUGGAGUGACUUUCUUGUUUUUUCAGCAUCCCGUACCGUUUUCCACCACGAUUCUGACGCUGUAGUUCAGCUCCUUAGAACCUGCUUCACAUCGACUCUAGGGCUAAAUUCCCCUCACAUCUCAAGCAAUGGUGGUGCAGGCGCCCUUCUUGGCCAUGGAUUUGGCUCCCAUUUCUCUGGCGGAAUGUCUCCAGUUGCCCCCGGAAUACUCUACCUACGAGUUCACCGGUCUGUCAGAAAUGUGUUUUUUAUGACAGAAGAAAUUGUUGUCCUUUUAAUGCGCUCUGUUAAAGAAAUUGCAAGUAGUGGGUUACCUGCUGAGAAAUUGGACAAGUUGAAGAAGACCAAGUAUGGGAUGAGAUAUAAUCAGGUUUCUCUUGCUGCGGCAAUGACGCGUGUGAAGCUCGCAGCUUCACUAGGGGCUUCAUUAGUUUGGAUAAGCGGUGGAAUAAGUUUGGUUCAAUCUUUAAUUAAAGAGACAUUGCCAUCAUGGUUUAUAACUGUUCAUGGGCCAGAGCCAGAUGGAGUGGAAUUUGGAGGGAUGGUUGCGAUGCUGGGGGGCUAUGCACUUGCCUACUUUGCGGUGCUCUCUGGGGCAUUUGCUUGGGGAGUGGACAAAAAAUCACGAGAAUCUAAGCGGCGGCCAAGUGUACUUGGGGGCCACUUAGAAUUUAUGGCUAGCGCCCUCGAUGGAAAAAUAUCGCUUGGUUGUGAUUGGGCGACAUGGCGGGCAUAUGUCUCGGGAUUUGUGAGCUUGAUGGUGGGAUGUACACCAGUUUGGAUGCUGGAGGUGGAUGUAGAUGUAUUGAAGAGACUCUGCAAAGGAUUGAGGCAGUGGAAUGAGGAAGAACUGGCUUUAGCCCUGCUUGGUUUGGGCGGAGUGGAUGCAAUGGGUGCUGCUGCUGAACUCAUCAUCAAAAGCGGCAGUUUUGAAUUUUGUCAAAAAAUUUAGUCGCAACAUUUUAUACAUUGUGAGGUAGAUAUAUUUUAACCUAGUUACUGCUAAAGUUUUGUAAAAUUCUUGUCUGUGUAUAGUUCAGGCAGAAAAAAAUUAUAUGGGUUUCGAAACUUAUGUACAUAUGAUUAAAUGAUUUUAGGCUUUGCUUGUAGGAUGGCAUGGUUUAUGCGUAUCUUGAUUGAACGUUUGUAUGGAUGUUAAAGAUUUUGUAUAACCUUUUGGUUGACGCUACCAGGUAUAUAGUCUGGCGGUCAAAAAAUCGUAUUAUUUCUUGAUUA
This is a messenger RNA of Cornus florida, 4466 nucleotides long. Its product is annotated as mediator of RNA polymerase II transcription subunit 33B. The coding region runs from base 181 to 4182 and encodes 1333 amino acids. The record is from RefSeq and is a predicted model, not a curated record. Gene Ontology annotation, cellular component: mediator complex. The transcript has 12 exons. Lineage: Eukaryota; Viridiplantae; Streptophyta; Magnoliopsida; Cornales; Cornaceae. Gene Ontology annotation, biological process: regulation of phenylpropanoid metabolic process.